AUGCAUUACAGCCUCCUAAGCGUAAGCGCCGCGGUUCUCGCCGCCCUCUUACCCACCGUGACAGCGCAGAGUGAGUGCAACCGGACAUACAUCCAGGCGUUUGCAGACGAGUACGUGAAAUCGCACGAGAGCGGGCAGCUGUCGAACCUCGAGAACAUCGCCGACAACUUCACGUAUCUCGAAAACAACAAGACGCGCGAGAUCGCCAGCGGUAUCCUCAGCAACGCGCUCAAGAUCGACCACAGACAUACAGGAAGUUCCCCCAGCCCUCUUACAGCUUCUUCGCAGAUAAUCGACACCCUCGACUGCGCCUCGUACACCGAGCUAAUCAUCACGCACAGCGCCUCGGGGGCGCCCGCGCCCUACGUGAUCGGGACGCAGAUCCGCCACAGCGCCGGCGACCUCAGCGUGCACCUGAUCGACCUGAUCGUCUCGACGACCGGCUCCUGGCUGUUCAACUCGACGCGCACGCUCGAGUACGCGUCGCGCGAGAACUGGACGCUGAUCGACGAGGGGCGGCGGGACACGCGCGAGGCGCUGCAGGGCGCGGCGGACGCGUACCUGGACAUGUGGAGCGACGCGGGCGCGACGGACAAGGUGCCGUGGGGCACGCCGUGCGCGCGGCUCGAGGGCAGCGUGUACACGGGGAACUUCCUGCCGACGGAUUCGUGCAAGCCCGGGAUCCCCACAAACCACAACCAGGUGCCCAACUCGCACCGCCGCUACGUCAUCGACCCGUCCUACGGCUCCGUCGACGUGCUGUGCAUCUUCGAGCACCUGAGCAACGCGCCCGACAGCCACGAGUUCCGGCUCGAGAACGGCAAGCUGCGGUACGUGCACACGAUCACGCUCGCGAAUAGCGGGAGUUUUGGGAGGAGGGCCGAGUUGGAGGCGCUUCUAUAG
Messenger RNA from Hypoxylon fragiforme, 903 nucleotides. RefSeq lists its product as uncharacterized. The record is from RefSeq and is a predicted model, not a curated record. The transcript has 3 exons. The coding region runs from base 1 to 903 and encodes 300 amino acids. NCBI's taxonomy places the organism in Eukaryota, Fungi, Ascomycota, Sordariomycetes, Xylariales, Hypoxylaceae.